AUGAGCCAAGAACAAACUUUCAUUGCUAUUAAGCCCGACGCUGUUCAACGUGGACUUAUUGGUCCUAUUAUAACCAGAUUUGAGCGUCGAGGAUACAAGCUUCGCGCUAUCAAGUUGCUAGUCCCCGAUCGCACUCUCCUUGAAAAACAUUAUGAUGAACACAAAGGAAAGCCUUUCUUUGAAAAGCUCGUCGGAUUUAUGGGUUCCGGCCCUGUUUGCGCCAUGGUCUGGGAAGGAAAGGAUGUAGUCAAGACUGGCCGUGUUAUGCUUGGUGCUACAAAUCCUUUGGCCUCUGCUCCUGGCACCAUUCGUGGUGACUACGGUAUUGAUCUGGGAAGAAACGUUUGUCAUGGCUCAGAUUCGGUUGAUAGUGCCAAGUAUGAAAUCAACUUAUGGUUCCAAAGUGCCGAAAUUCAACAAUACGACCGCGCUAUUGAAGGUUGGGUUUACGAAUAA
This is a messenger RNA of Schizosaccharomyces osmophilus, 456 nucleotides long. RefSeq names its product nucleoside diphosphate kinase Ndk1 (gene ndk1). Gene Ontology annotation, molecular function: nucleoside diphosphate kinase activity. The transcript has a single exon. Lineage: Eukaryota; Fungi; Ascomycota; Schizosaccharomycetes; Schizosaccharomycetales; Schizosaccharomycetaceae. Bases 1 to 456 code for a protein of 151 amino acids. The record is from RefSeq and is a predicted model, not a curated record. Gene Ontology annotation, biological process: GTP biosynthetic process; UTP biosynthetic process; CTP biosynthetic process.